CUCUCUCUUCAGGAAGUGACGAGCGACGAGAGUGGAGAGGAGAGCAACGCUAUGAACUUAAUGGAGUUCUCGGAUGAGAUCCUUUUGCACAUCCUGAGGUACACCCCGGUCUCAGACCUUGUCCUGAAUGUCCGAAGAGUCUGCCGGAAGCUUUCUGUUCUUAGUCUCGACAAAAGCCUUACCCACUCUGUGACUCUGCAUAAGGACUAUCAGGUGGACAAGGACAAGGUGAAGCACCUGAUGCGGGAGAUUGGCAAGGAGAUUCAGGAGCUGAACAUGAGCGGCUGCUAUUGGCUGCCCGGCUCCACCAUCGACCAGGUGACCCGCUGCAGGAACCUGGUGAAGCUGAACCUGUCCGGCUGCAACCUCACCUCCCUCCGCCUCUCCAAGAUGCUCUCUGCCCUGCAGCACCUGCGCUCCCUGGCCAUCGACGUGAACCCGGGCUUUGACGCCUCCCACUUGAGCAGCGAAUGCAAAGCCACGCUGAGUCGCGUGCUGGAGCUCAAGCAGACCUUGUACACGCCCUCCUACGGGGUGGUUCCUUGCUGCACCAGCCUCGAGAAGCUGCUCCUGUACUUUGAGAUCCUGGACCGGUCGCGGGAGGGCUUGAUUAUCUCCGGCCAGCUGAUGGUGGGCGAGAGCAACGUGCCUCACUACCAGAACCUUCGGGUCUUCUACGCUAGGCUGGCGCCCGGGCCGGUCAACCAGGAGGUGGUCAGGCUGUACUUGGCGGUGCUGAGCGACCGCACGCCCGAGAAACUCCACGCCUUCCUCAUUUCUGCUCCCGGCGGCUUCCCCCAGAGCUGUGCUGUGAAAAACCUCUUGGACUCCAUGGCCCGGAACGUGACGUUGGAUGCCUUGCAGCUGCCCGGGUCUUGGAUGAACGGCUCCAGCCUUCUCCAGCACUUGAAGUUCAGCAACCCUGUCUACUUCAGCUUCAGCCGCUGCAGCUUGUCAGGCAGCCAGCUGGUCCAGAGGGUCCUCAACGGCGGCAAAGACCUCCGCAGCUUAGUUGGACUGAACCUGAGCGGCUGCGUCCACUGCCUGUCCCCCGACUCCACGCUGCGGAAAGCGGAAGACGACAUUGACAGCAGCAUCGCCGAGACCCUCGUCGCCUCCUGCUGCCACCUGAGGCACCUGAACUUGUCGUGCGCCCACCACCACAGCUCCGAAGGCUUGGGCAGGCACCUGUGCCAGCUGCUUGCUCACCUGAAGUGCCUCCUCUCGCUGGCCUUGCCCGUCUGCUCCAUCGCCGACGUGAGCCCAGCGCCCGCCGACAAGCCGUCCGUGCAGCCGGCGACAAACGCCACCUCCCCGAGUUUUGGGAAGAAAGUCCGGAUCGGGGUCCAGACGUAUCCACGGAACUGCUUGGAGCAGGGGAAUUCCAGACCACCCCAGCCCUCCGUGUUUUGGACCCUGCUAGAAAGCCUUCCGUUUCUGGAGCAGCUGGAGCUGAUUGGGUCCAGCUUCUCCUCCGCCAUGCCGCGGAACGAGCCGGCCAUUCGGAACUCGCUGCCUCCUUGCAGCCGGGCCCAGCAUGUGGGAGAUGCCGAAGUGGCCGCCAUUGGCCAGCUGGCCUUCCUGCAGAGCCUCACACUGGCCCAGCUGCCCAAUAUCCUCACAGGCUCUGGCCUCGUUAACAUUGGGGCCCAGUGCCAGCACCUGCGGACUCUUUCUCUGGCCAAUCUGGGCAUGAUGGGCAAGGUGAUGUACAUGCCAGCCCUCGUGGACACGCUGAAGCACUGCAGGUGUUUGAGAGAUCUCAGGCUCGAGCAGCCCUACUUCAAUGCCAACGCCCAGUUCUUCCAGGCCCUGAGCCACUGCUCGUCCCUCCAGCGCCUCUGCAUCGUCUCCCGGAGCGGAUCUCUGCAGCCGGACGCCGUGAUGGCCUUCAUGACCGCUUGCCUCGAGGUCAUCAUGUGCCACAUGUUUACUGGGGAGUCUCUCACAGUUUGCAAAGCCUUGCAGCAGUCCUUGAUAAAGAGCUUUCAGGCCAGCCGGCCCGCCUUGAACGUUGUGGUUUUCCCUCUCCUGCACGAGGACUUGACGGAGGUCAUCCGGGACGUCCCCAUGAUGCACUUAGACGAAAUCACCUUGUUCAAAAGCCGGGUGGCCGAGGAGCCGCCCAACCUGUGGGGGUGAUGGCGUCGCCAGCGCCGCAGCGGAGCGGGAGGCUGGGCACGAGUGCG
This is a messenger RNA of Lacerta agilis (Sand lizard), 2189 nucleotides long. RefSeq names its product F-box and leucine rich repeat protein 18 (gene FBXL18). Gene Ontology annotation, biological process: SCF-dependent proteasomal ubiquitin-dependent protein catabolic process. The transcript is spliced from 4 exons. The record is from RefSeq and is a predicted model, not a curated record. Bases 52 to 2142 code for a protein of 696 amino acids. Gene Ontology annotation, cellular component: SCF ubiquitin ligase complex. NCBI's taxonomy places the organism in Eukaryota, Metazoa, Chordata, Lepidosauria, Squamata, Lacertidae. Gene Ontology annotation, molecular function: protein binding.